This is a messenger RNA of Symbiodinium pilosum, 726 nucleotides long. Lineage: Eukaryota; Dinophyceae; Suessiales; Symbiodiniaceae. The record is from the annotation of a GenBank genome assembly.
CCCAAGGAGAUUCCUUCGGCACCCCCAGCAUCAGCGCCGCCAGCGGAUGUUGCCUCAGCACCUCCAGCCAGCGCUCCGCCUCCGGAAGUUGCAGCACCUGUGGCUGCACCCAAGCGAGGCACAACCCUGUCAAGAGAGGAGAGACGUGAAGCUGCCAUGUUUGCAGAGCUGUACUCCAUCAUGGUUGCUACGGAGCACCUUGAGCAGGCUUUUGUGCGUGGUGCCGUCUCCAACGAGGACUAUGAGAGGACCUGCACCCAGCUCCUGACGCAGUUCAAGACUCUCAAGAAUGGGUUGAAAGACAAGUGUCCAGACAUCAAAGCCUUCACCAGGGAGCACGGGAUGAAUUGCCCGCUGGCCGAAGAGAGGCUGCUGGGAACUGGAGUGGCAGCAACCGCACUCUUCGGAGGCCCUGCAGCUGCGGGCAAGGAGAGUUUGGCGUGCUUCAAGGCAUCGGAGGGCUUUAUCACCCUCGUGGAUGCCGUGAAGCUGAACAUGAAUGCUGUCGAUGAGCUCCUCCCUCUAGUGAGGGAUCUACAGGCCAGCAUUGUGGGCAUACCGAACCUUCCGCCGCUUGCGGGCAUCGAGCGCAUCGCAGGGUGGCUUGUGACACUCAACGGCAUGCGGGCCUCAGACCGCCUCUCAGAAGAGCAGACGCGGCAGCUGGCUUUGGAUGUGGAGCAGGCCUAUACUUCGCUCAAGAACUGGCUUCACGAGAAGACCUGA